GCAGGCGUAUUCACAUGGAGGCCGUGUUGCUGUUAAUGCGCAUGUCCCGGAAUGCGGCUGGGAGGACUGCGCAUGCCCGAAGGGUGGGGGUUGAGGCCGACGGGGCGCCGUACGGCGGAGGCGGGGCUUCAGUGGCUUCUGGUGCUCUAGGGUGAGCUCUGCCCGGCUGCAGGGAUGGCGGGGAGGGGUAAGCUCAUCGCAGUGAUCGGAGACGAGGACACGGUGACUGGUUUCCUGCUGGGCGGCAUAGGGGAGCUUAACAAGAACCGCCACCCCAAUUUCCUGGUGGUGGAGAAGGAUACAACCAUCAAUGAGAUCGAAGACACUUUCCGGCAAUUUCUAAACCGGGAUGACAUUGGCAUCAUCCUCAUCAACCAGUACAUCGCAGAGAUGGUGCGGCAUGCCCUGGACGCCCACCAGCACUCCAUCCCCGCUGUCCUGGAGAUCCCCUCCAAGGAGCACCCAUAUGACGCUGCCAAGGACUCCAUCCUGCGCAGGGCCAGGGGCAUGUUCACUGCCGAAGACCUGCGCUAGGGGACUCCUUAUAGCCCUCAGCCCUUCCCUUGUUUCCAGGCCUCUCCCCAGGCUUGCCAUCAGCCUUCUUUACUUUUUGAGCCUCUGAUUUCCAAUUCCCUGCCGCUUCCCACUCCCAUUAAGAGGCUAGGUGAGGUGCUUCUAGGUUGCUGGGGCUCUGCUGUUAAAAUCAAAGCUGGUUAAGGAACAGGAAGCCUGACCAUCUCCCUCCACUACCUCUUCCCUGUGCUGUUACACAGUGUCAUUGUUGAUGUUAAAUUAAAGUCAUAUUCUUGCUUCUCUCCA
Molecule: messenger RNA, 819 nt
Organism: Pongo pygmaeus (Bornean orangutan)
Lineage: Eukaryota; Metazoa; Chordata; Mammalia; Primates; Hominidae
Gene: ATP6V1F
Product: ATPase H+ transporting V1 subunit F
Exons: 2
Coding region: 175-534 (119 amino acids)
Biological process (GO): proton transmembrane transport
Cellular component (GO): proton-transporting V-type ATPase, V1 domain; membrane
Molecular function (GO): proton-transporting ATPase activity, rotational mechanism
Source: RefSeq, a predicted model, not a curated record